This is a messenger RNA of Cordyceps fumosorosea ARSEF 2679, 2214 nucleotides long. RefSeq names its product Ulp1 protease family protein. Gene Ontology annotation, biological process: proteolysis. The transcript is spliced from 3 exons. The record is from RefSeq and is a predicted model, not a curated record. Lineage: Eukaryota; Fungi; Ascomycota; Sordariomycetes; Hypocreales; Cordycipitaceae. Gene Ontology annotation, molecular function: deNEDDylase activity; cysteine-type peptidase activity. The coding region runs from base 1 to 2214 and encodes 737 amino acids.
AUGCCUCUCCGCAAGCACAUCGCUCGCCUCGGUGGAUCUCGCUCAAAGUCCGACGACGACAAGCCCUACCUCAGCUACUACGAUGCCAACCUGACCUUCGGUGACGUCAAGUCGCUCAAAAAUGACUGGCUCCCCGACAGUGUCAUCACCUUCUGGCAAGAGUACCUUGAGCGCGAGACCCUUCCCCGAUAUCCCCAGGCCCGCAUCUGCCUCCUCCGCCCCAGCAUGACCUUUUGGCUCAUGCAUGCCGAUCCGCGCGAGACAAACGGUGGCCUGCCCAACCUCACAAAGGUCACUCACCUUUUCCUCCCCAUCAACGACAACCGCAACGUCUCCGACGCCGAGGGCGGCUCCCACUGGUCCCUGCUGCUCGUUUCCGUCCACGACGGCAUCGCCUUCCACUACGACUCCCUCGGCAAUGCCAACUUCGAUGAGGGCAGACUCGCCACCCGCAAGCUCUCAGAACACCUCCGCCGCCCCCUGCGCUUUAUCAACCUUGACGAUAGCCCGCAGCAGGAGAAUGGCAGCGACUGCGGCGUCUUCGUUUGCCUCCUCAUGCGUCACUUGCUCGUCAAGCGCCUGCUGGGCGCCACCGCCCGGGAAAAGGUCUCCAUGAGCAUGGGCGGCAAGAUGGUAGACAGCCACGGUGGCCGGAAGGAAAUGCUCCGAAUCAUUGAGAAUCUGCACAAGGAGGCGGAACGGCGCCAAUCCUGCUACGCGGAGACGGUCACCGAUUCAGACGACUCCCGUCAUUCCGGCGGCUCACUUUACUCCACCAUAGCCUUUGCAGGUUCUGUCAAGGAGCUGCACCUUGUUACCACUCCGCUCUCCGCCACACUCAAUUCAGAGGCGUCCCUCGCAUCGCACGAUUGCGUCAACGGCGGCCGCCGACCUAACAACUCAAAGGAGUCUCUUGCGUCGCACGAUUCUGUCAAGCGCGGCCGCCGACUCAACAGAUCAAAGGAGUCUCUUGCGUCGCACGAUUCCUUCAACCGCGGUCGCCAACCUAAUAACUCAAAGGAGUCUCUUGCAUCGUACGAUUCCGUCAGCCGCAGCCGCCAACUCAACAACUCGAAGGAGUCUCUCGUAUCCCACAAUUUCGACACCUCACACAUCUCCAAGGCGAGCAGCGCAAAUGCCUCUAGCUCCGGCGUCUCGGGAUCAAAUGUCCCAAUUCCCCCUAGUUCUCCUACACAUACUAGGCGCCACAGCCCCGACUCGAAUAGCUCGAGGGGACGAUGCCUUAAUUAUAAGAGACGCAGUCCCCGGAAGCAUUGCCGCGCUCUCAGAUCUGGACACGGCUCUUAUGCCUCCAGCGAUACCUCCAGCAAUGCCUCCAGCAAGUAUUCCAGCCGAGGCCGCCCUCAACAUCGCCGCUUUAUACUCCCGUGCGAGGGUGGCCCUGCAACACUCUGCGUCUCAAACACACCCUGCAUCCGUCACAGCAGACGCAGCCCCUGCGAGCAGCGCUGCCCAAACCUGCGCAGGGAAAGCUCUGAGACACCCGGCAUCGUUGAUGACCGAAGAAACCAAGAAGGUUGCCUCCGACAGCCAUCCAAGCACGGCCCCCAACAGCCACCCAAGCACGGCUCUGGACGUAGGGUGUCUUCCAAAGGCGGUGUCAACGACAAACCUCGCUCAGAAGCGCACUAUUCCCAACGCGAAUCGGCUCUUCGAAAGGAAGCGGGAGAGCGAUACUCCUCUCGGCGUGGAGCAUCGUACCGGGAUAAGUGCAAGUCUCAAGAUGGAGAAUCACGUCCAGAUGAGAGCAGCUCCCAUCCCCCCCACCGCAAGAAAAGAUCACCGUCCCGCCGCGCACCCGAGCCGAGCCAGGAACUCGUACAGAGACCAAAAUCUCACUCUCGUAAUCUCACGCCACGGUCCCCAAUGCCAACGCAGCUGAGGUACCCGAUUAAUGGAGGCCGGUCUUCGCGGCUUCCACGCCCACCCUCUGGCUAUGAAUACGUCGAGAAUCCCAGGGUGUUUGUGCGAAUGAUCAACGGUGCGGAGCCGCACGUACUGCAUAUGCCCAGCCAGCUCUCGAGCUACAGCAGCAGCCGCGGGUACGGGUACGAGCAGAGUUCCGAAGUGUUCGUGCGGCAGUUGGACGCGGAGCCGAAUGUGCUUCACAUGCCGCGCCCGCCGCUGCGGCCCUACGGCCGGCAAUCGUACACACGCGGAUAUCUGUACAACACUCCCUACUACUACUCCUAG